AUGUCUAAUCCCAACUCCUCCGACACCAACACAGACGAUGAUGCAGUGGAUCUGCUGAGCCCUUUGAUGGGAAUCUCAGCGAUAGACUGGAACUUGCAGGAUAAAGUCAUCAAAGCACGGCGACUUCCCAGUGGCAGAGCCGAUGCAGGCGAUGCUUGCCGGCUUUGGCUGCAGUCCAAGCCAGACUUGAGGAUCCCAUGCUGGUAUGAAGCAUGCAGCCUUGUUGAGGAAGAUCUCAGCAGUGGGGACCUCACAGCAUCUCUAGCGGCCUUGCACCACUGGAGGCGUGACCUUGUGCUUGCCGCUGCCUGCAGAGCUUUCAGAACUCCUGAGAAUCGUUCCCAGUAUAUAAAGUGGAUACCUUCUAAAGCGGAGGAGCUGCGGUCAUUGUGGAAGCUCACCGAGAAGAUCCAAUUUCCUAGGGAAACCAGACAGACUGUUGCAGAGAGAGUUUAUAAGUCCGUGGUCAUCCCAGCUGUGGUGAAGCAUGGUGACGACUUGCGACAGCGAUGGCAAUGGGAACGUCACUUGAUGACCCAACUCGCUGUACAAUGCAAACAAGUGACGGCUUUGAUACGGAAAGCGCAAGAGGAAUGGGAGCGGAAGCAGGAGGCAAAACGAAUGAAACUCCUACGCGAGAACAACUAUGCAGAAUACGUUAAGAUGAUCAAAGAGUCCAAAAACAAGAAACUUGUGGAGCUACUAGAGCAGACGGACAGCUUCCUUAGUGAGCUUGGUGACAAGGUUCGGGACGACCAGGAGAAGGAAGGAUGUCGAGUAACAGGCGUGGUUGAUUACCAUGAUGCUCUCCAUCAACUCCGUGAGGAUACAGUGGUACAGCCUGCUAAUUUAUCUAACGGUUGCAAUCUACUACCACAUCAACUACAAGGUCUGCGUUGGCUCAGAAGUCUCAAGCUCAAUAAGCUUAAUGGCAUUCUUGCAGACGAGAUGGGACUCGGUAAGACCAUACAAGUGAUAGCCCUCAUAGCGUCCUUGAUGAGAGACGGCCCGACCAAGGAGGACCUCAGCGACUUGAAUCGUUACUUGAUCGUGGUGCCUCUGUCCACGCUGCCCAAUUGGAUAGCCGAGUUCAAGAAAUGGUUGCCAUCAGCGAGAGUCGUCGUCCUGCGAGGAGACCUCACGACUCGAAGGCAAAUAGCGAGAGUCCGGGGAGUAGCUCCUGAUGUGAACUAUGAUGUCUGUCUGACCACACCGGAGAUCCUCAUCAGAGAGACUAAGACCUUGAGCAAAGUCCACUGGACGUACGUGAUCAUAGAUGAGGGCCACAAGAUAAAGAAUCACCUCAGCAGAUUUCAUAUAGGCGUAUCGUCCAUACCAGCUCGGCAUAGACUCCUUCUUACUGGUACACCUCUACAGAACUCCCUCACUGAACUCUGGGCACUUCUCAAAUUCCUACUUCCUAAAGUCUUCACUGAUGCGGACAAGUUUGCUGAGUGGUUCAGCAAGCCUUUUGAAGGUCAUGCUGCAAGUGCAUUGACGCAAGAGGAGCAGCUCUUAGUGCUCCACAAACUGCAUACAAUGCUACAACCAUUCUUACUAAGAAGGACCAACCGCGAGAAGGCCACCCUCCCUAAGAAGAUAGAACAUCUCGUUUGGGUACCUCUCUCGGCGUGGCAGGAGAGGGGUAUGCAUCAAAUCAUGCAAAGAGCUCUGUGCGGUGGACAUGGGGAGCAGAAAGUCGCUCUUAGGAAUGUACCCAUGCAACUCCGCAAGAUGGCCCAGCACCCAUACCUCUUUCUUGACGAAUACGACAUCAACGACGACCUUGUGCGUGUCAGUGGGAAGUUUGAACUCCUCGACCGUCUAGUGCCUAAGCUGCUGCAUUUCAACCAUAAAGUUCUCAUUUUCUCACAGAUGACCUGCCUACUUGACAUCCUUGAACAGUUCUUAGAGAACAAAGGCCUGCAGUGGUUCAGGUUGGACGGGUCAACCUCUUUGGAGGACCGUCAGUCGGCAAUGCACCGAUUCAACGACCCGCUCAAUCAUGACACCAACAUAUUCCUUCUCUCAACUCGAGCUGGUGGCCUCGGCUUGAACUUGCAGNNNNACCACCCGUUCAAGAACCUUCGAGCUACCCCCUCCCUAUUUUCGAAGCUCCAACUUAACCACCCCGAAGACUGA
Molecule: messenger RNA, 2142 nt
Organism: Perkinsus marinus ATCC 50983
Lineage: Eukaryota; Perkinsozoa; Perkinsida; Perkinsidae
Exons: 18
Coding region: 1-2142 (713 amino acids)
Biological process (GO): positive regulation of transcription by RNA polymerase II
Cellular component (GO): nucleus
Molecular function (GO): ATP binding; DNA binding; ATP-dependent chromatin remodeler activity
Source: RefSeq, a predicted model, not a curated record